This is a messenger RNA of Acanthopagrus latus (yellowfin seabream), 4315 nucleotides long. It is a transcript of the gene nfx1, whose product is annotated as nuclear transcription factor, X-box binding 1. Gene Ontology annotation, biological process: negative regulation of transcription by RNA polymerase II. Bases 256 to 3528 code for a protein of 1090 amino acids. Gene Ontology annotation, cellular component: nucleus. The transcript is spliced from 23 exons. Gene Ontology annotation, molecular function: zinc ion binding; DNA-binding transcription factor activity, RNA polymerase II-specific; RNA polymerase II transcription regulatory region sequence-specific DNA binding. NCBI's taxonomy places the organism in Eukaryota, Metazoa, Chordata, Actinopteri, Spariformes, Sparidae. The record is from RefSeq and is a predicted model, not a curated record.
GAAGUUCCGGUUUUCGUACGCUCGCUAGCUUACCGUAUCCUGUGUUAGCGCGGUGCUAGUGCUGCUAACGUGAGGGAUAGAAGGAGAUAGUUGACGCAUUAAAGGGAGUUCGCCCCAGGUUAAACAGCCAGAACACAGGUGGAAAGGUAGAUAUUCUCGCCGAGUACCUGGAUACGCUUGUCAUUUCUCCCAUAACAGCCUGUUGUCCUCAAACUUGUGGCGUGGGAGAAAAACAACAACCAGAGUUCACACUGAAUGGCCGAGGGUAACGCAGACCCACCUGACCUCAAUCCAGAUGGGGCGUCACACCAAAAAUCAUAUCAGCACAAACCUAGAAGAGGCCGGCCCAGACACAACAAUGACAGAAACCUGAGUAGCAACAGUUAUGAUCCUUCUCAGCAAUAUGGACACUUUCAUCAGGGAUUCAAACCCCCAUUCAGCCACGAUAAUUCAAAUGAUGCAUUGCGUCAACAUCCUCCCUACCAGGAAGAGGAUGGAGCCAGAAGGCGAGGGAGAGGUAGAGGGAGGAGAGAAGGGAACGGGGAUUUUGGUGGCUCCAGCUCCUGGCGGCAAAGACCUGGAGGGGACUUUGGUAACAACAGAGGUGCCAGUUCCUAUCGUUCAGGGGCACAUCUCAUGGAUGGACCUGAUGGACCCAACUGGAGAAGAGAAGAUUCAGGCAGGAAUUUGGAACAAAGCAGUGAAGACCAGGAUGCCCGUGCUAAAAAACCCCGGCGGUUUAGCCAGGAGCAGAGAAGAGGACAUCAAAAUGAAAGGGGUAAUCACUCUAAGGAGAACAACCCAACAGCAGGAGGUCAGAGGGCAAAUGACACUAAAGUAGAAACCCAACCUUCAGACAUCAGUGACAGAACUCAGAGGAGCAGGAUGGCUCUGGACUUUCAACAUGAUGAACAUCAGAGGAAACACACUGAGACAAAGCGACGGAUGGGACCAAUCAAACCACCCAAACCACCAACUCAAGAUGAAACUGGCUCAGAGAGGAGGUCGAAUGUCCAAGAUGACCCUGGUCACUACAGAUCAUCUCAGGAUCUUGCUGCCAGUAAAGCUGGUCGUGGCUCAGGACGAAGCACACCCCUCCAGGCCAGAGGGGGGAGAAGAACAUAUCACCAGAACCACCGGCCGGCCCAGAGGAACUGGAACAAGAUACCAGAGAGCAAGGAGACACAGACAGGAUGUCUGAUUGAACAGCUGUCUGAGGAGAAGUACGAGUGCAUGGUUUGCUGCGACGUCAUCCGGCUCAUGGCCCCAGUGUGGAGCUGCCAGAGCUGCUACCACGUCUUCCACCUGAACUGCAUCAAGAAAUGGGCCCAAUCCCCGGCCUCUCAGGCAGACGAAUCAGCUGAAGGUUGGCGUUGUCCCGCCUGCCAGAAUGUUGCACUAAAACAGCCGACUUCCUACUCCUGCUUCUGUGGUAAAGUGACAAACCCAGAGUGGCAGCGCAGUGAGAUUCCCCACAGCUGUGGUAACAUGUGUGGGAAGAAAAGGAGUGGAGUGGACUGCAACCACCCCUGUAACAUCUUGUGUCAUCCUGGACCUUGUCCUCAAUGUCCUGCCCUUGUAACAAAAUCCUGUAUCUGUGGGAAGACCAGUCAACCAAUGCGCUGUGGUCAGGGAACAGUGCUGCAAUGUGACAAGGUGUGUGGUGCCAUACUCAACUGUGCUGACCACACCUGCGCCCAGGUGUGCCACAGUGGCGCUUGUCAACCCUGCCAGCUGCAAGUUCAGCAGGUGUGCUACUGUGGCGUUACAACUCGUCAAGUCCUGUGCGGCACAGAUAAGGAAGGAUUUGAUGGUUCGGGACACUUCUCCUGCGAAAAAACAUGUGGAAUGAUGUUAAACUGUGAAGCUCACCGGUGCCAGCAGGUGUGCCAUCGUGGCCGGUGCCAGCCAUGCCCUCGCUCCCCAAGCCUGGUGAAGACGUGUCCCUGCGGUCAGACGCCGCUGACCAAACUCUUGGAACUGGGCUAUUCUGAAAGACGGAGCUGCUCCGAUCCCAUCCCGUCCUGUGGGAAGACAUGCAACAAACCUCUGGCCUGUGGAUCCAGCGACACCAUCCAUCUGUGUGAGAAGCUGUGCCAUGAGGGCAGCUGCGGGCCCUGCUCCCUGACCUCCACUAUCAGAUGCAGAUGUGGCUUCAAGACAAAGGAGGUCCCAUGUGCCACAAUCCAGAAAGAGGAGGAGCUCGUGUUCACUUGUGAGAAGCGCUGCAACAAGAAACGCUCCUGCGGCAGACACAAGUGUGGCGAGCUGUGUUGUGUGAACGUGGAGCACAAGUGCCUCCUCAUCUGCGGCUACAAGCUCAACUGUGGACUCCACCGCUGCCAGGAGACUUGUCACCGUGGAAACUGUGAUCCCUGCUGGCAGUCCAGUUUCGAUGAGCUGACAUGUCACUGUGGACUCACCGUCUUGUACCCGCCCAUCGCCUGCGGCACAAAGCCACCAGAGUGCAAAAACAUGUGUACAAGAAGACACGAGUGUGACCACCCAGUGUUUCACAACUGCCAUAGUGAAGAGAAGUGUCCACCCUGCACCUACCUCACUCAGAAAUGGUGCAUGGGAAAGCAUGAGCAACGCAGCAACAUCCCGUGUCACCUACAGGACAUUUCCUGUGGCCUGACAUGUAACAAAACACUGCCAUGUGAAAACCACCGCUGCAGACGGAUCUGCCACCGGGGCGAGUGUUUGGCAGACGGCAGCUGCCAGCAGCCCUGCGUGCUGCCUCGUCCAGACUGCGGCCACCCGUGCUCCGCUCCCUGUCAUCCAGGCAGCAGCUGCCCGCGCACCACCUGCACCACAAAGGUUUCUGUACAGUGUGAUUGUGGUCGAAGAAAGGAAAGGGUUGUCUGCACAGAGGCAACCAGCUCAUAUCAGAGGUACGCUGCCAUCGCCAUGGCCAGCAAACUGUCUGACAUGCAGCUCGGAGACUCCAUGGACAUCGGCCCGCUGCUCACUAAAAAGGAGGCGAAGCAGACUAGGCUUGAAUGUGACCAAGAGUGUGCGACUCUGGAGAGAAACAGGCGUUUGGCGGACGCUUUGCAGAUAGACACAUCUGCUGACCCCUUCAACAUCCGCUCCACCUCUGUUUACAGUGACAGCCUCAAAGACGAUGCCAGAAAGGACCUGAAAUUUGUGACAGAGGUGGAAGAAGAGAUCAGGAACCUUGUCGAGCUUGCUAAUAAGGGAAAACAGCCAAAGAGGAGCCACUGUUUCCCGCCCAUGAACAGAGAACACCGGAAAAUCAUCCACGAACUGGCCGAGGUCUACGCCGUGGAGAGCGUGAGCUACGACAGCGAGCCCAAACGCAACGUGGUCAUCACAGCCCAGAAGGGGAAGUCGGCCUGUCCCAGCUCAACCCUGACAUCGCUGAUCGAGCGCGAGACGACUGCGAGGGCGCCUCCUCCCAUCGCUCACAUCAAGCAGCACAGCAGCAAGGCUGCCAGUGGAAGCACCUGGUCGAAGAUGGUCAAAGAAGAGCCCGUGAUCGACUACUUUGAUGUCCAGGACUAAAAAAAGACAACCCCUCAGGAUCUACUCAUAGAACACCAGUCUACAUCUGCCAAAGACACCUGAUAACCCUUCUCGUUUAUGUUCAUCGAAUCAAUAACAAUUCCUCUGGCUCCUAAUCAAAUAAAAUGUAUGUCUGGAAAUGUCUCAAAGACGUGACUGCCUCCUGGGAACACCCACACUUGGUAUAUUCAGGAGGAGGAUUUGAAUGCGUGUCGAGUCAAGCGUUCUCCUUAAAUUAAAAUAUUAAACUCAAUCGAGCAAAAUCAUUUAGAAAAAAAACCUCCUGAUUGUUUUCUUUGCCUCAUUUGAACCCAACUUCCCUGGAAAAGCUCCUAUCUCAACAGUAGAUGCUUCUUUUAGAUUGAGCUCUCGCCGUGCCAGAAAUUGUUUUUUUUUUUUUUUAGCCAUGGGAUAUCUUUUGUUCUAUCUGCUGGUGUUGAGCCAAAGGGUUCAGCAGUAAACCUCUGCUGAUUGAGUUGGUGGGUGGGUAGGAGUGGGCUGCACUGCGGAAAGAAAAGCUUUGUUUGAAACACGGCGUUGACCCAGAUGUUGUGAAAGCUCUGCUCUUGGUACAGGAGUUUUUUGAGGUCAGUUUCAGAACUCGCGUCUAUGUUCGGGGACACGGAAGAUAUCAUUGGACCGUUUUUAAAAAGUUUAUAUUCGGAUGUACCUUCAUUACGCUCUGUCUCGACACUUCCUGUUUGCAGUUUGUAGUCGCAUACAUUGAGAGCGCUCCUUACACAUCCAUUUUAAUAAACCGUUGGCAGCGGUCCACUACACACAUACA